AUUGAAAAAAAGAAAAGGGAAGUAUCUAUCGACGACAACGACGAUGACGAUGAUGAUGAUGAUGAUGAUGAUGAUGAUGAUGAUGAUGAUGAUGAUGAUGAUGAUGAUGAUGAUGAUGAUGAUGAUGAUGAUGAUGAUGAUGAUGAUGAUGAUGAUGAUGAUGAUGAUGAUGAUGAUGAUGAUGAUGAUGAUGAUGAUGAUGAUGAUGAUGAUGAUGAUGAUGAUGAUGAUGAUGAUGAUGAUGAUGAUGAUGAUGAUGAUGAUGAUGAUGAUGAUGAUGAUGAUGAUGAUGAUGAUGAUGAUGAUGAUGAUGAUGAUGAUGAUGAUGAUGAUGAUGAUGAUGAUGAUGAUGAUGAUGAUGAUGAUGAUGAUGAUGAUGAUGAUGAUGAUGAUGAUGAUGAUGAUGAUGAUGAUGAUGAUGAUGAUGAUGAUGAUGAUGAUGAUGAUGAUGAUGAUGAUGAUGAUGAUGAUGAUGAUGAUGAUGAUGAUGAUGAUGAUGAUGAUGAUGAUGAUGAUGAUGAUGAUGAUGAUGAUGAUGAUGAUGAUGAUGAUGAUGAUGAUGAUGAUGAUGAUGAUGAUGAUGAUGAUGAUGAUGAUGAUGAUGAUGAUGAUGAUGAUGAUGAUGAUGAUGAUGAUGAUGAUGAUGAUGAUGAUGAUGAUGAUGAUGAUGAUGAUGAUGAUGAUGAUGAUGAUGAUGAUGAUGAUGAUGAUGAUGAUGAUGAUGAUGAUGAUGAUGAUGAUGAUGAUGAUGAUGAUGAUGAUGAUGAUGAUGAUGAUGAUGAUGAUGAUGAUGAUGAUGAUGAUGAUGAUGAUGAUGAUGAUGAUGAUGAUGAUGAUGAUGAUGAUGAUGAUGAUGAUGAUGAUGAUGAUGAUGAUGAUGAUGAUGAUGAUGAUGAUGAUGAUGAUGAUGAUGAUGAUGAUGAUGAUGAUGAUGAUGAUGAUGAUGAUGAUGAUGAUGAUGAUGAUGAUGAUGAUGAUGAUGAUGAUGAUGAUGAUGAUGAUGAUGAUGAUGAUGAUGAUGAUGAUGAUGAUGAUGAUGAUGAUGAUGAUGAUGAUGAUGAUGAUGAUGAUGAUGAUGAUGAUGAUGAUGAUGAUGAUGAUGAUGAUGAUGAUGAUGAUGAUGAUGAUGAUGAUGAUGAUGAUGAUGAUGAUGAUGAUGAUGAUGAUGAUGAUGAUGAUGAUGAUGAUGAUGAUGAUGAUGAUGAUGAUGAUGAUGAUGAUGAUGAUGAUGAUGAUGAUGAUGAUGAUGAUGAUGAUGAUGAUGAUGAUGAUGAUGAUGAUGAUGAUGAUGAUGAUGAUGAUGAUGAUGAUGAUGAUGAUGAUGAUGAUGAUGAUGAUGAUGAUGAUGAUGAUGAUGAUGAUGAUGAUGAUGAUGAUGAUGAUGAUGAUGAUGAUGAUGAUGAUGAUGAUGAUGAUGAUGAUGAUGAUGAUGAUGAUGAUGAUGAUGAUGAUGAUGAUGAUGAUGAUGAUGAUGAUGAUGAUGAUGAUGAUGAUGAUGAUGAUGAUGAUGAUGAUGAUGAUGAUGAUGAUGAUGAUGAUGAUGAUGAUGAUGAUGAUGAUGAUGAUGAUGAUGAUGAUGAUGAUGAUGAUGAUGAUGAUGAUGAUGAUGAUGAUGAUGAUGAUGAUGAUGAUGAUGAUGAUGAUGAUGAUGAUGAUGAUGAUGAUGAUGAUGAUGAUGAUGAUGAUGAUGAUGAUGAUGAUGAUGAUGAUGAUGAUGAUGAUGAUGAUGAUGAUGAUGAUGAUGAUGAUGAUGAUGAUGAUGAUGAUGAUGAUGAUGAUGAUGAUGAUGAUGAUGAUGAUGAUGAUGAUGAUGAUGAUGAUGAUGAUGAUGAUGAUGAUGAUGAUGAUGAUGAUGAUGAUGAUGAUGAUGAUGAUGAUGAUGAUGAUGAUGAUGAUGAUGAUGAUGAUGAUGAUGAUGAUGAUGAUGAUGAUGAUGAUGAUGAUGAUGAUGAUGAUGAUGAUGAUGAUGAUGAUGAUGAUGAUGAUGAUGAUGAUGAUGAUGAUGAUGAUGAUGAUGAUGAUGAUGAUGAUGAUGAUGAUGAUGAUGAUGAUGAUGAUGAUGAUGAUGAUGAUGAUGAUGAUGAUGAUGAUGAUGAUGAUGAUGAUGAUGAUGAUGAUGAUGAUGAUGAUGAUGAUGAUGAUGAUGAUGAUGAUGAUGAUGAUGAUGAUGAUGAUGAUGAUGCACGAUUUUGCAGUUUAAUCCAUCAUAAGAACUCCGUGUAA
Messenger RNA from Schistosoma curassoni, 2223 nucleotides. Lineage: Eukaryota; Metazoa; Platyhelminthes; Trematoda; Strigeidida; Schistosomatidae. The record is from the annotation of a GenBank genome assembly.